Molecule: messenger RNA, 2519 nt
Organism: Moneuplotes crassus
Lineage: Eukaryota; Ciliophora; Spirotrichea; Euplotida; Euplotidae
Source: the annotation of a GenBank genome assembly
UAAUUUGAUAUACAACCCUUUCGCAAAAAUGAAGCUGUUUAGUCCCCAAUCCCAAAGCCCAUCAGCGGCUGCUUACUGGAUGAAAAAUUUAGAGCAGAAAGCCUCAUUCCCAAUUCCAGGAGAACGGAAUACUUAUUUUGAAAAUUCACCUGGAAAAUUCAUCAACUUGAGGAAAAAUAAAUGGUUGGUCAAUAAAGGCAAUCCAAGGCAUAAGAAAAAUAAGCAUUGCAAAGAAGGGAAAAUUUCAAAUAAAGCUAAGAAGAAAUUAAAAAGGCCAGCCCAUAAAAGAGAAAAUACUGGAAUAAAGAUUUUAUGAAAAAGAGACCAAUCAAUGAAAAGCAUCGAAGAUAUCAAGUUUAAAGGCAAAAUUAAAAAGAAAACCCCAUUCUUUAUCACUAAUAACUCUGGAAGAAAGCAUAGACAAAAGAUGAAAUAUUUCAAGGAUAUCAACAAAAUAAAGCCUCAUAGUCAACUAAUCAAAAAGCAGUUGUCUAAUAUCCCGGAUAAACCAGAAGAAAAUGACUCAGAACAAGAUCACGAAAACUCUAAGCACAAGGAGAGUUCUCAAAGACUUGUGAAGAGUCAUUCAAGAGCUACUUCUGGAUACAACAGAAAAUACAAAGAGGCUAAGGCUGCUAGGCUCAAGAAAUAUGGCAAGAAACCAAACAGAAAUUUCUUUGAAGGCUCCUUCAGCCUGUUAUCGAAUAAUAAGAACAAACCUACAACUUUUAAAACUCAGCAUAUGACUAAAAGAGCAAUCAAGGAGAGAGCUUCCAGAAUGAAAAUUAUUAAGCGGAGACUUGAUAUAUUUGGGAAUAGAAGCAUGUCCCACCUCAGACAUAGAAACCCUCAGACUAAUCUGAGAAGGCUCAAAAAGGAUGAAAUCCUAGCCUCCUCGCCACUAUUUGAGCGUUCGAAAAUAGAGAAGCGAAGGGUUUUGGCUAAAAAUGGUCAGAAAGGUGAACUUGAUCAGAAAAAUUAUACAAAAUCAUUUCAAUUAGAAUCUAAUGAUUUGCUUAAUCAUAAAUUUGAGCAGAAACUACUUCCAGAUAAGGAAAAACCAGUGUUAAAUCUCAAAGAAUUUAGUAUUCUCAAACCUAAAAGUGCUGUUCAACGAAAAAUAGAAAGUAAUGUUGACCAUAAUAAGAAUUCAAAGAGCUCUUCAUCAACAGAUAAUGAUAACAGUAGCUCAUCUUCAAGUAGCUCUACUAGCUCUGAUUUGUGAAGCCCGGAGAUGUCUGGAAACAAGAGGAUUAGCAUCCAAAAGUUGAAAACUCACCUUGAUCGGUCGAAAAAUAGUGCCGUAUCACCUGGCUUAAACCCUCAUAAAGCUUCUGUUCUUGGAAUGCAGAAGCUAAAAGUGCCUAGUUUCAACAAUAGAAGAAUGAGUAGUGUGAUUGGAGAUAUUGGGCUAAACAAACUCAGCUUUCCAGUGCUACAUAAAAUUAACUCAAAGCAUAACUCUUCUAAGUUAUCGCUACACAAAAACCAAAGUAUCGAAUCUUAUUUCAGUAUGAAAAACAACGAAGCUUCAAAGAAGGAAGAGAGCAAAUUAAUUGUAGGGAAUGAUGGGCUGCCUAUAGUUAAUGAGAAAUCAAUAUCCACUAGUUCUACAGGUUCAGGACCUCCAAGGAACCGCAAGAGGAGAAAGAGACAUAGAUCUAAGGUCAAAUAAACUGUAUAAGCCUAGACCUAAGCUUAAGCUCAAAGAGAUUCAGAUGAACCUUGAGUCCAAUACUGAGAUUGGAAGAAUAACAGAUUUCCAGGCUGAGGAAGAUAAGACUAAUGUAUCUCCAAGCCCAUUAGGUCUGCAUUUUAAGAAAAAUAGUUCGGAAACUCCAUGUUUGGUUCCUCGAAAAUAAGAGGCUCUCAGAGUUCAGAGUCCUUCAAAAGAUUGGAGAAGGAGCUUUUGGAAAGGUAUACCUUAUAGUUCAGGAGAAAAAUGGGAAGAGCCUACUGCUAGCAUUAAAGGUGAUUAACAAAGCUUUACUUAAAACAGAAAAUGAUAUGGUGAGUAUCAAGAGAGAAAAAUAUGUGUUGAAAGAGCUGAGGAAAAAUCCGUUCAUAGUGAGGCUUAAAUACACCUUUCAAGAUGAGUCAAACAUCUAUCUGGUACAGGAGUAUCUAGGUGGAGGAGAUAUUUGCACUCUGAUCCGAAGGAAGCUAGGGUUUACAAACUAUGAAGUUCAGUUCUAUCUCUCUGAAAUCAUACUUGCCCUUCAAAUAUUACAUAAGGAGAAUAUUAUUUAUCGUGAUCUGAAGCCAGAAAAUAUCAUGAUUGAUCUAAGCGGUCAUGUUAAAUUAGUCGAUUUCGGAUUUGCAAAGAGACUAAAUGAUGUCACAAAGGAUAAAACAUAUACUGUCUGAGGAACACCUGGAUAUAUUAGCCCUGAAAUACUCACAUGUGCAGGCCAUAGCUAUAAGACAGAUAUUUGGGGACUUGGAAUAGUCAUUUGAGAAAUCUUAGGAGGAUUUAAUCCUUUCAAUGAUGUAAGUCCGCAAUAAAAAUGAAUGCCAAG